Suillus paluster is the source of this 2291-nucleotide messenger RNA. RefSeq names its product Rho GTPase activation protein. The coding region runs from base 110 to 2146 and encodes 678 amino acids. The record is from RefSeq and is a predicted model, not a curated record. Gene Ontology annotation, cellular component: cytoplasm. The transcript has 13 exons. NCBI's taxonomy places the organism in Eukaryota, Fungi, Basidiomycota, Agaricomycetes, Boletales, Suillaceae. Gene Ontology annotation, biological process: regulation of GTPase activity; signal transduction.
AUAAUCCGUGAGUAUCUCCCAAGUUGUUCCUUAGAGAGCUUUCGACGCACUGCUUGGGAUUCUUGCUCGCCAUCUUCCCGAGCCUGUACAACCCGCGCUGAAUGUAGCCAUGGCUGACGAAGGCUACUCCUCAACUACUUGGGAAUCAACAGAUAAUUCUGAUCCUAAUGCCAGCCAGACUCUUCCUUACGGCCUAUUCCAGCCUAAUAACCCGUCUCUUAUUCACGAAUCCGCCACUGCUCCUGCCCUGUCGUCGUUACCAGUUAAACCGUCGUCGCCUCCUCCCAGGUCAAGCUCGGACUCGCUGGGUCGAUCAUCCACUUCGAGGUGGCGAGAUAGCGUGCCGGUGACGAUUGAACGCAAGGAUACACUAUCCAUGAUCCCGAGCGACGCUAUCAGUCUUGUGGAGACCAACUUUGAUGAGAACGUAUUAAGAGUAUUAUGCGAGAUGGACUGUGGUGUUCCUUUACUGCUGGAUCGGAUCAAACAGAGCAUGGUCUCGUGUCGCGAAGCUUCAGUCUUUUUCAAGAAACGAGCGGUUUUGGAAGAGGAGUAUGGGAAGAGUUUGCAGAAGCUUGCGCGAACUACAUCCGAGGUUUACUCUAUGAACGACGGGAAGGCUGGGUCUUUCGUGGGUGCUUGGCAGUCAUCCAUGAAAAUCCAUGAAGUUAUGGCAGAGAACAGGAUUCGUUUUGCACAGCGGCUAAAUGAGAUGAGCGAUGAGCUGGCCUCACUCGCGAAGGAAGUGGACAAGAACAGAAAGCAGACUAAGGAGCUGGCCAGUCGCUACGAACGUGCCCUUCAAGAAUCAGAGUUGAAUAUGGAGAAGUCCAAAAAUCGAUUGGAAGUUUCUUCGGAGGAACUUGAGCGAGUUUUACUUCAGAAGGAGGGGGAGUCCCUCAAGGACGGUGGUUUGCAGGCCAAGAACCAAGGAGGAGUCACAGGUAAACGAGCACUUGGAAAAGCAGUGGCUAAAGGCGGCCUUCUGCUCAAGGGGAAGAAUCCUGGAAACAUACAAAGACAAGAAGACGACAUCCGCGCGCGUGUAUCGAAUGCGUCUGACUUAUACCGCAAGGCGCUUACUGAUACCCAAGCAAUGAGACAAGAAUACUUUAAUUUUCAGUUGCCUCGGAUACUGCGUGCUCUCAAAGAAUGUGCUGACGAAAUAGAUCUCGGGACUCAAUAUCAUUUGACGAGAUAUGCAUUUUUAUUUGAGAGCAUUGUCCUGAGCGACGGAUCAACUCUUGUUCCAGUAGCGCCAGAAGACGGUAUCGGCCUGAAAUCUACGAUCGAGUCUAUUGAUAAUCGAGCAGACUUCAAGAUCUACAUGCAGAACUAUGCAUACGCACGUGGCGGAGCCACUCCUCGAGGUCCGCGACGCGAAGGUCCAGCAGAAGAAGGUUUUCUGCCACCAUUGCCGACCCACGGGGUUGGCGCAUAUUCUUCUGUUCAUGCAAAUGCCCCAAUUGGGAAUGGUCACAACUCCCAAAUCCCUGAUAAGGGCCGGCCAACGUUCGGCGUAGAUCUCGCAGAGCAGAUGGCGAGAGACAAUGUUGAACUUCCAGCGAUUCUCGAAAAGUGCUGUGCUGCUAUCGAAAAGCAUGGCAUUCAAUCACAAGGGAUUUAUCGAAUCAGCGGCACGGCACGGAAAGUAGCUUCACUGAAAGAGCGCUUAGACAAAGACAUGGACUCUGUCAACUUAGAUUCGGAAGAGUGGAUAUCUGACAUCAACAACGUCACUAGCGUCCUCAAGAUGUGGUUCAGAGAGCUUCCUGAUCCGCUACUAACAUCAACCCUGCAUCAGGGCUUUGUGGAAGCCGCUAAAAUCGAGAACGAGCGCCUGCGGCACAUACGCUUACACGAGCGAGUCAACGACUUACCGGACCCGAACUAUGCUACACUCAAAUUCUUUUUGGGGCACUUGCAUAAGAUUGCGGAGUAUGAGUCGGAUAAUUCCAUGUCUAUCCAGAAUCUCGCCAUCGUUUUCGGACAAACUCUCUUUGGUCAGAUAAUACCUGGCAAUGGGAGUUUUUCGGGUCAUGGGAACGGGGGCAUAGCGGAUGCUCCCUUUCAGAAUAAGGCGAUCGAGACAAUCUUAGAUCACUACUCCGAUAUUUUCGUUGAUGAAGCUGAAGUGGUUGCUUAGGCUCUCAGAUCGGCGCCCCUCAGCAAGGCAACUGGUCGUGGUUUUCCCUUACCCUCUUGCGAUACCCAUUUACUACCCCCACAGGCCAGGGUCAUCCACCGGGUUGGCUUUCGCUUUCGUCUUGGAACAGAUUUCUAGUCGCUCG